GGCGCAUGUCUGUUAAUUUUAUGUAAACUGGAUUUCUGAUGUCUAACAGCAAAGUGUAAGUUUCUUCUCUAGAAAAUACAUAAAUUCCUGAACUAAAUCAACUCAAGUUUACAUGGUACGAAAGAACAAGGUAGAACAUUCAAUGUAAUCGUAAUCCGUCCAAUCAUGUGAAUGUUUUGUUAUUUGAGUCAAGGUAUCUCUUAUAUUAUAAAUGAAAGACCUAAUCAUCCAUUUAUUUGAAAUAAUCAAGUCAAAACUCUGUAGUGAUAAUUGUUAUUAAUUUUAUUUAUUCGUUUAUAUAGACUAAAGAUGUCCACAACCGGGGCCAGUGUGUCCUCAAAGUAUAUGGAAAAACUCAGGGAACUUCACUUAAGAGUGAAUGAGGCUAGGAAAUCUAAUCAUGUUCAAGUUGUUGAAGAGGAUAAGCGAUCAAAACUUCCAUCAAAUUGGGAAGUACGACAAAAACGAUUACAAUGGGAGGAAGAAGAUGAACUAUUUAGAUUGGAAUGUAAUCAACAAAAAAUUGAUCCAGAUCGAAUGCGUGCAUUAAAUGUUAGUGCUGAGAUAGCCGAUCGUCUUGAAAUAAGACGAAGAAAAAAAUGUAAUACAGAUGAAGGAUUUUCAACAUACGCUGAUGCAUCACAUCGUAAAUAUCUUAAAAUGACUAAACAGAUUAAACCAGAUUUGAUUGCUUAUCAAAAGGAGAAAGAAAAAUUAGGAGAUUUAGCCUUUCCAACUGCUGAUACGAUAGGAUUAACAGAUCGCAAAGACACACCUGAAGCUGUUGAGCGUCUAGCUAAACAAAUAAUUGAACAAGGUGUCAAGCGUAAAGCUUACAGUCGGAGACGUCCAUUCGAUGCCGAUGCUGAUAUUGACUAUAUUAAUGAGCGUAACAAACGAUAUAAUGAGUUACUUGACCGACAUUAUGGGAAAUAUACAGCUGAAAUUAAGCAAAACCUUGAAAGAGGCACAGCGAUAUAAUUUAUUCGGAAAACACUAUGUACAGUUCUUGUAUCGUAAAAGAAUUCAUCGCUUAAUUUAUGUUUAUUUUGUCAAGAAGUGGGUUUGGUUUAUCGUAACUUUCAUUUCAUUUCUACAAAUUGUACAAGGAUGCUGAGUUUUUUAACAUUAUUUUCUGAUUGAAGUUGACUAUUUUUUCGAAACACCUAUUAACAGUUAAAAUAAUUGCACUUUGAUUUCAGUGUGACGUUAGAACUGAUGUGUUGGUUGUAUUUAAAUCACAGGAAUUAGAUGAUAACUGCUAGAA
Molecule: messenger RNA, 1267 nt
Organism: Schistosoma margrebowiei
Lineage: Eukaryota; Metazoa; Platyhelminthes; Trematoda; Strigeidida; Schistosomatidae
Source: the annotation of a GenBank genome assembly